AUGACAACAAAAGAGAUAUUAUAUAAACAGAAUAUAAUAUUAUAUAAACAAGAUGAACUUAAGAAGAUGAAGAGAGCAGAUCUGGUUGAGAUAUUGGCAAAAUACUCAUCAAGACCAGGUCGUAUGAAAAAAGAUAUACUAAUAGAUGAGAUCAUUAAACAUCAAGAACAUCUCGAAGAUUUGAAAUCAAAAUUAGUUAUAGACAAUGCAAUCGAAAAGUAUCAUCGUGGAACUGUUGAAUAUCGAUUGCCAACAUUGAUAAUCAAUCGAAUCAUUCGUGAUCUUUGGCAUGACGAUAUCACAUUCAAUACGAACACAAACCAACUACAUUUAAACUAUCGAUGGCUACUCUCUAUUGCUUUGGUUUCCAAAGAGUUAUUCAAGUUGAUAUCAUCGUUGUUCACUCGAUUCAUUGUUAUCAGCGAUUUUCAUACGAUUCUACCAGCAACUGUCAAACAACAACUCAAGAACAGUGUUAUCAAUCCACUUUCAGUACUCAAGAAUAUCAGUCAUCUAACAAUGUCAAUGAAUAUCUUUAUGGAGAUAACCAACAAUAGAACAACAACGACCCAUUGUACACCCGUUGAACUAGGACUGAUCUUUAGGAGUGUUAGAAAGCUGAGACUAGUAAGCUACAUGGAUGUGACACUCUCAAUGCAUUAUUGUAUAUUCAUCACCGAAUACAUGCCAAAUCUAGAAUCACUGGCACUCGAUCAAAUCAAGAUCGACAACUCCAAAGUAUUUCCAAUGCUACAACAAUCACUACCACGAUUGACAUCACUAAACAUAUCAUACGUUCGGUUCGAUAAGUUGUCAACGAUAGAUAUCUCCAGUAACACCAUUCGAAAGUUGAAACUUCCAUUGUUAUACUACAAAGACUGGAGAAUCACCGGUCAGAGCAUACAACUAGAGACACUCAGCCUCAUGUCAAUGGGUGCUCUACAAAUACCAAUGAUCAGCGAUCAACUCAAUGAAAUAUCUGCAACGAUCAAUAUGUCAACGAAAUCAACAUCGAUCAAACGAAUCAUUUUCCAUCACGUUACCAACAUCAGUAAUUACAACUCUACAAAGAAAAUUGACAAAGCCACUGGAUAUGCACACAUCAAAUCGAAACACCGACCACUCACUUCGAUUUGCAACUAUCUAGGCAUCUCGAUGGGACCGACCGUUAGCUAUGCCAAGAAGAUCUACGAGGUUUCAAAUAACUUUGAUCACAACAAAGCGGUGGAAUCAUCCUAUCCAAAUCUCAACAUGAUAUAUCAAAUUGUAAGGAUAUCAAAUUCAAUAUUCAUAUUAAUUUGUUAUUUAUUCAAAGAACGAUCAAGAAUAGCUAGGGAACAAGAGCAACAGCAACAACAGCAACAGCAACAACAGCAACAGCAACAACAGCAACAGCAACAGCAACAGCAAAUUCAACAAGAACAAGAGCAACAACAGCAACAGCAACAGCAACAACAACAGCAACAACAGCAACAACAAAUUCAACAAGAACAACAGCAACAAAAAACAGUUAGUCAAAAAUUAGGGUUAUUGUUGUUUUUGUUUCUAAAAUUAAUAUUGACAUUAUCAUUGUGA
Heterostelium album PN500 is the source of this 1575-nucleotide messenger RNA. RefSeq lists its product as uncharacterized. Bases 1 to 1575 code for a protein of 524 amino acids. Lineage: Eukaryota; Evosea; Eumycetozoa; Acytosteliales; Acytosteliaceae. The record is from RefSeq and is a predicted model, not a curated record. The transcript has 4 exons.